Messenger RNA from Pipistrellus nathusii (Nathusius's pipistrelle), 2046 nucleotides. Lineage: Eukaryota; Metazoa; Chordata; Mammalia; Chiroptera; Vespertilionidae. The record is from the annotation of a GenBank genome assembly.
AUGGCGGACCCGCCGUCCGACCCCGAGCAGCCUGCGCAGCAGGGCAGCCCCCCGGAGCCCCCCGCCGUCCCGUUCACGGCGCCCCCGGAGGCGCCGCUGCAGGCGGAGCUGGAGACCCCGAGGAGCCCGGAGAUGCUGGCGGCCCUGGGCUGGCCGCAGGGCGCCGGGCUGGGCCAGUACGAGGAGCCGCCAGGCAGCCUCGCGUACCAGCCGUACCUGGACGAGAACCUGAUGCUGGAGCAGCUGCAGCAGGGCCAGGGCAGCCUCUUCCAGCAGCUGGAGUCCGCCUUCCAGGACGCGCAGCCCGACGCCCUGGCCCAGUACCACGCCUACCAGCGGGAGGAGCAGCCGUUCCAGCCGUACGGCGGGGCGCAGCACGGGCCCUACAUGAGGGACGACCCUUCCCUCCAGUUCUCGCCCUCCGAGCUGGGCUUCGUGCCCUACGACGUGGAGGUGUCGGAGCCGGAGCCCCGGGAGCUGGCCGUGCAGAACGCCAAGGCGUACCUGCUGCAGACCAGCAUCAGCUGCGACCUCAGCCUGUACGAGCACCUGGUGAACAUGCUGACCAAGAUCCUGAACCAGCGCCCGGCGGACCCCUUGUCCAUCCUGGAGUCGCUGAACCGCACCACUCAGCUGGAGUGGUUCCACCCCAAGCUGGACUCACUGCGGGACGACCCCGAGAUGCAGCCCACCUACGAGAUGGCCGAGAAGCAGAAGACACUCUUCAUCAAGGGCGGCGGCGUCGAGGGCGAGCAGGAGAUGGAGGAGGAGGUGGCGGACACGGCCGUGCCCAACCUCAUGGAGUCGGCCUUCUACUUCGAGCAGGGCGGCGUGGGCCUGAGCUCGGACGAGAGCUUCCGCGUCUUCCUGGCGCUGAAGCAGCUGGUGGAGCAGCAGCCCAUCCACACGUGCCGCUUCUGGGGCAAGGUCCUGGGCCUGCGGCGCAGCUACCUGGUGGCCGAGGUGGAGUUCCGCGAGGGCGAGGAGGAGGUGGAGGAGGAGGAGGUGGAGGAGCUGAUGGAGGGCGCCGACCUCACCGCCGAGGCGCACGGCGGCGAGGAGGAGGGCGAGGAGGACGAGGAGAAGGCGGCCGACGUGCUGCCCAAGCUGCAGUGGAGGCCGCCGCCCGUCAUCCCGCGGGAGGAGAGCCGCUCGGGCGCCAACAAGUACCUGUACUUCGUGUGCAACGAGCCGGGCCGGCCCUGGGCGCGCCUGCCGCACGUCACGCCCGCGCAGAUCGUGCAGGCGCGCAAGAUCAAGAAGUUCCUCACCGGCUUCCUGGACGCGCCCGUGGUCAGCUACCCGCCCUUCCCGGGCAACGAGGCCAACUACCUGCGCGCCCAGAUCGCGCGCAUCUCGGCCGCCACGCACAUCAGCCCGCUGGGCUUCUACCAGUUCAACGAGGAGGAGGGCGACGAGGAGGAGGAGGGCGGCGCCGGGCGCGACUCCUUCGAGGAGAACCCCGACUUCGAGGGCCUCCCCGUGUUCGAGCUGGUGGACUCCAUGGCCAACUGGGUGCACCACAUGCAGCACAUCCUCCCGCAGGGCCGCUGCACGUGGGUGAACCCUUUGCAGAAGAAGGAGGAGGAGGAGGAGCUCGGGGAGGAGGAAGAGAAGGGCGAUGAGGGGAUGGAGGAGGCGGAGCAGGAGAUUGGGCCGCCCUUGCUGACGCCACUCUCAGAAGAUGCAGAAAUCAUGCACAUGUCGCCCUGGACCGCCCGCCUGUCCUGCAGCCUCUGCCCGCAGUACUCCGUGGCUAUCGUGCGCUCCAACCUCUGGCCCGGGGCCUACGCCUUCGCCAUGGGCAAGAAGUUUGAGAACCUGUACAUCGGCUGGGGCCACAAGUACAGCCCGGACAACUUCAACCCCAUGCUGCCGCCGCCCGUCCAGCAGGAGUACCCCAGCGGCCUGGAGAUCAUGGAGAUGAGCGACCCCACGGUGGAGGAGGAGCAGGCCCUGAAGGCCGCCCAGGAGCAGGCGCUGGCGGCCGCGGAGGAGGAGGAGGAGGACGAGGAGGAGGACGAGGACGAGGACCCGGACGACUGA